Messenger RNA from Nymphaea colorata (pocket water lily), 2634 nucleotides. RefSeq names its product protein SINE1. Gene Ontology annotation, molecular function: microtubule binding. Bases 669 to 2531 code for a protein of 620 amino acids. Gene Ontology annotation, cellular component: microtubule. Lineage: Eukaryota; Viridiplantae; Streptophyta; Magnoliopsida; Nymphaeales; Nymphaeaceae. The record is from RefSeq and is a predicted model, not a curated record. The transcript has 3 exons.
AAAAAGGGAGCAACCGGGUGACAUGAAUGGCAGGCAUUCCUCUUUCCUUAAAUUCGAUUUUUCCUAUACUAAUGUUCAUGGAUUUUGAAAAUUGACUGCAUCAUAAUGUGGACUGAAUUUUUUAUCAAAUUCAGUCUCCAAUUCAAAAGUUGGAUUGGGACAUCAUUCAGUUUGAAAAAAUGGUUUGGAUACGGUGUGUAUAUAUAUAUUACGAUACACGGCCCAGGACAGGACGUUUUAGUGACUUGAAGGCCCCAAGUACAAAUCUCUGUGACUAAGUCAGCAAAUUACACAGGCUAAAAAUCUCUGCGACCAAAUCACCAAAUAACACCACGAUCAAAACUGGAGAAACGGGAAGAAUUUAAAAUAGCCAAAACGAGUUAGCAGUUGCAUUAAGAAGACCAACGAAGAAAGCAAACCACCAACGUUCAAAACUCCAUGAAUUCAACUUCAAGGCAUAAGUACAAGGGGAAACAAAGGUGGGGUUUGCACUUUUGGAGUCAAAUGGGUCACCGCCCCACCCACACCAUUUGAAAUUUGAAUGAACCCCACCCUUCUUCCCUCGCCUGCUUCACUCCUCCCACCGUCUCUGGAGCCCGCAGGGUUGUUGCGGCCGGUCCUCUCUGGAGCUGUAACGCCGCACGCCAGAUCUUCUUUCAGCUUCUUCAAUGGGGAGGAGCGCCAGUCCGCUGCUGAAGCAGGAGCUUGCGAACCUCGAAAAGGAUUCGAACACGCGCCGAUCUGCCAUGAAAGCUCUGAGAUCUUACGUGCGAGAGCUUGAUUCCAAGUCUAUCCCUCAAUUCCUAGCCCAAGUCUCAGAAUCGAAAGAAUCAAAUUCUUCAUCGUACGAGCACACCAUCUCUCUCUAUGAAGUCCUUGCUCGUGUUCAUGGAAAGAAUAUAGUUCCCCAGAUCCGAAACAUCAUGUUGACUAUCAUCUCCACCUUGACCUCAAGUGCUGGUUCUUUCCCACUCCAUCAAGCCUGCGCGAAGGUUGUACCUGCCAUUGCACGUUAUGGAAUCGAUCCUUUGUCUCCUGACAAUGAAAAGUUGUCGAUUAUUGACUCUCUAGCUCGGCCCCUGUCGGAAGUUCUAAUGGGACGUCCUGAAUGCUUAGCUUCUGGUGCUGCCCUUUGUUUGAAAGCUCUUGUGGAAUCUGAUAAUUGGAGAUUUGCUUCUGAUCAGACAGUGAAUAUGGUUUGCUUGAAUUUAUCUGGAGCUCUUGAAGAGAAGGUAACACAAAUGCAUUCUCACAUGGGUCUUGUAGUGUCUCUUGCAAAGUGCAGUCCAUUGAUCCUAGAGGGAUAUGCUCGGUCACUUAUAAGAUCGGCUAUCGACAUAUGUGGACCUGGGGAGACUGAAAUAUCUGCACAGAAGCGCUUGAACGCAAUCCAACUAAUAAACUCCAUUUUGAAACAUGUAGACCCAAGUAGCAUUUGUUCCGAAAUGGAGCAAAUUCUCCUCUUCUUGGAGAAAUGCCGCUCUGACCAGUUGAUGUUUGUAAGGAGUGCUGCCACCGAAGCUCUUCUAAAUGCAAGAACCAUUGCAGUAGUGAAGAAACUAAAAAUCAAUGCCCUUUCAAUGGUGAAUGAGUCUUUCGUUUCUCAAAAAAAAGAUCGUAGUAUGAGUCCAUACAGUGCAGAGUCCACAAUCACCUGUAACCACUCUCCUAGGUCUGUAACGCCUGAUUCUGAGACAGUGACUUCUUUUGCUACAUCACCCAUUUCGCCUGCUCAGUCAUACUGCAACUUUGGAAGGCCUACAAAUCGUAGGCUUUGGAUGGACACUCAUAGUGCUGUAGAUGUUUCCUUGAAAGAUGGUCUUUAUUCUUCAAGCAUGAUAGAUGGGCAUACAGGUUUUAUUGGUACUAGCUUCAAGGAAGAUCCCAAACGCUUGAUCGACGAGGAUGUUACUUAUACGGGAGCUGAACUUUCUGAAGAGUUUACUGGGUUUGGUUCAAAUUCUGAAAUUUUGGAGGCAGAAAAUGAUACCCCAAAGAAGCAGUAUCCAACUAUUCCUAUAGAUGACAUCAAGAUUUUCACUACUCCCAGAAAGCUAAUGCGGUCUCUUCAAGACCAGGAUGCUGAGAGCAAUAUCUUGGAUGAAGAAUCUAGUGAUCGAAGUAGCCAGAAUUCCAACGGAUCAGAACUUAGCCCACUAAACAAAAUUCAGGGACAUCUCAAAUUGGAAUUUCGUGAAUGGAAGUCUUCAGAAGCCCCCAACAUGACUGAUUGGCAAAACAAAUUUGAAGAUGCUACAUUUCAAGCCGACAAGGUCCACCAAUCACAUUCCUGUCAUAAGACAGAGUCUGUAUCUUCAACUGAUGGGGAUCCAGUGGAAGCUGAUCAUGCCUUAUUUGAUGAAGUGGCAGAAGGAAAAAAGAAACCGCGUAUUACAGUCAAGAAAAAGAUGAACCCCAUGAUGCUCGUUUUCAGUAUAUGUUUCGUCAUAUUGCUAGUUUCUAUUGCAGUUAUGUUCAUCACCAAUGGGACAAAUCACAGGGAUACGUACAACAAUUUCGUUGCCACAUGAUACAACAAUUUAGUUUCAGGAUAAUGUAACCAAUUGUUGCAUGAUUUUUUGUAGUUGCUUUGUGACUGAUUCCAUUUUGUGUAAGUAAUAUUUUUAGCUUUUA